Messenger RNA from Heterobilharzia americana, 2683 nucleotides. The record is from the annotation of a GenBank genome assembly. NCBI's taxonomy places the organism in Eukaryota, Metazoa, Platyhelminthes, Trematoda, Strigeidida, Schistosomatidae.
GUUCGAUUUAAUGCGUUACCUACUGUAGAUUUGCACAUUUCCAACCUCAAUCUUCCACUUUCAACAGUCGAUGAUUUGUCAUUUGUUGUUUGAUAAUAAGUGUUGGUUCAUCUUAUGUCGUCGUGGCAUUCCGGCUGGUUCUUCUGUGAAGGCUUAUAGACAGUGAUCAACACCUAACAGAAGUUUAUUUUAAGGGUGCCUCAAAUCCGUCAAAAUCUGGGUUUUUACCCUAUCAAUGUUAUCAAUUUCUCUAAUUUGUCUCCUAACAGUAAUCGUAUCACCGCAUAUCAGAUGUGAAGUUUUCGAGUUAGAUAACAGGUUUGUCGAUUUUAUUGAAAGGGGUCCUUGGCUUGUUCAGUUUUAUGCUCCUUGGUGUGGGUUUUGUCGCCGUCUCGCUAGUACAUACGAAGAAGCGAGUAAAUUACUGUUUCAUUUGGAACCUUCAAUUAAAGUUGCAAGGCUUGAUGCCACAGUUUAUACUGGAAUAGCCAAGAUGUUUGAUGUACGAGGAUUUCCGACGAUCAAGUAUAUUAACGGCACGGUUACAUACACGUUUAUGGGCGAUCGGACUGUUAAAGGUCUUGUUACUUUUGCUCAAAGAGCCAAUGGACCAGCAGUAAAACAUUUUGAUGAAAGUUAUGAAUUCGAAAAACGUAUAAAACAGUUGAGUUUGGAUGAACCGUUUUUCUUCUUACUUGAUUCAACUAGUUCUACACUACAGAAGGAGACAUUUCUGGAAGUGGCUGAACAACUGCGUGUAUUCUCAUGGUUUUUCAGUGGUCCCAUGAGCGUUCUAACUCAUCCUUAUAGUGAACUACUGAAAUCAUCCAGUAGUAUUUAUACAGAAAUUCUAGUUUUUAAAGAUUCCAAUAUUUAUUCUUAUCCUGGUUUAUUAUCAAAUGAAAAUCUACAAAUUGCAAAUAAUAAAUCAGAAUUAUACCAAGAUUUAUUACUUUGGGUGUUACGUGAAAGGCAGCCUAGUUUCCCCAAAUUAUCCAGCUCUGAUUGGUGGCAAUUCGCUUCAGAUGAAUUGUUGAACAAUAAUCAAGAUAAUAGUAAUAUUUCAGUUCAAUCAACUUAUCCAAUCUCUUAUGCAAGUCCAUUACACUCAUAUCGAAAUUAUCGUCUACUUGGAUUAUUUACUGUAGAUCAAGUAUCAGAAGAUAGUUUCCCAUCCAGAGUGUUAAAAUUUGGAGAAAAUUUGGCACUUAAACGUUUAUCACAUAUAAUACGAUAUUUUCAGCUUGCAUGGACUAAUGAUUUAGAAACUUUAGAAGAUUUAGCUAUGGGAUCGAUAAUUACACCUAAUUUCAUUGUUUUAGAUCCUGUUACUCGUGAAUUGUUUUUAUAUUUAUCGAAUCAUUAUUCAUCUAAUUCAUUAUUACUUGAUGAAAGUAAUCUUAUCAACUUUUUAAUGCUUGUCAAUGAUGGCAAAGUGAAGGCUAUUGGUGGCAAUACCAUUCUUAUAAGGUUACAACGAUUAGGAUACAAUUUCAUAAUCAGUUUCUCUAAAUUUCUUCUAAAUCGACCAUUGAUGGCAUUAUUGAUACUUGGUGUACCAAUUAUUAUGUUCAGUGGUAUCAUCUAUUUAUGCUGUUGUUUAGAUACAAAUUAUUCUAUGUCUAAUGAUAAUUAUAUUGACUUUGAUAAACAUAUCAAAAUUAAUAAUUAUGUUAUAAAUAAAAACAUAAAAUAUUUAUCAAAUGAAAAUUCUACAGAAAUUGAUCAUUCUACUAAUACACUUAUUCAUACAAAUUCAUGUUACAUAAAUACUGAUAUGAAUUCAAUAAAUAAUAUUAUACGUUUCCGUAAUAUUCAUACUACUUGUUCACCUCCUUUACUAAAUCGUCUACAUGGUAAAAAAACUCAAAGUAUUGGUCCUGUUUAUUCAGAAGAAGAAUUGAAACAGAGAAUUCAAGAUUCUCGUGAAAAACGCAAGAAAUAAAAAGAGGGAAUAAACUGAUAUUGUACACCUUCACUCACUCACUCACUCACUCACUCAUAACACAAAUGAAAAUGUACACGUAGAUACUACCACUGUGUUAGAUAGAUGCAUAAUAAAAAUUCCUUUUUGCAUUUUAUAAUACUGAUAAGUAUACUACUUAUUACCUGUUCUCAACACUUCUUAGGUGUAUCACUUUUUUUUAAAAUAUAUUCUUUCGUGACCUAUUUUCAAUUUUCUUUAAUGAUGGCUACAUUUUUCUCUUUGAUCAUUUUAUCAAAAGCAACUGACAUUUGUUUGUUUGUGUGUGUGUGUGUGUAUCUCUUCAUUUUGUCUAUUGUUUAUUUUCAUAGAUUAUUGUUCUUGUUCUUGUUCAACUUAAUUUUCGUUUGAAGUGUAUUGUAUUGUUUGUUUUUUUAUUUGUUUAUGUUUGCAUAACUAUUUUGUCUGAAAUUUUUCUUAUACGGUAUCCUUUUGAGAAAACAAAACAAAAAAAAAACUAUUUCUGUGCAUUUUUAACCUUUUUUUUCAAGUUUUUUUUUCGUAUUUGAUACUUUCUUCCUGUAUUAGUGGUAUCGUCAACUUGUGUAAUUAAUCAACUUUGUAAGUCGAAAUUCAUUUAUCAGCUUUGUACGCACAAUCAUUUAUGUAGGCGAUAAGCCAUACACGUAUAGUAUGAAGGCUAAUAAUACUGCUAACUGGGUGCUUAAAUGUUUAUAAAUGGAGGAGCGGUGUUCGGAC